UGAAGACGUUCUAGCGGAGGAAAGCUCUUUUGUCAGCACCUGCCCCGCGCUAUAUUCUGCUAUCAGUUGUUGCUUAGCAAUACAUACCCUACUAGUUUCGGUAUCCUAUACGUGUCUCACCCCCGCUGCUGCAACAGUCCUCCAAAAGCCGCUUCUAGGUGUCUCAAGCGUCGAAGCCGAGAGUCGCUUAUGCGUUGAAUAAUUUUAUUGUAACAAUUGUACUGUCGAGGGGCGAGUCAGCACAAGCUCUUCCAACAAAUCAAUAGCUUCACUGUGUUCUUGAAAUCUGUGUAUCCGUAUAGCUCACGAAUCGAACAUUGAUAUUUAGUUCUGCUCUACACGUUAUUGAUUCUGUGCGCAGUAUUUUACUUGGAAGUUUACUAAUAAUGGCUGACAAAGAGAUCCAUCGUCGAGCCUUCCGCCGGACCGACGACUACACACCUGGUUCGCCCAAGGUCAAACUUGUUCAUGAGCCUCUUCCUCUGCCCCUGAACCCGACAGCCGUACUUAUCAAAGUACACGCUAUCUCUUUGAACUAUAGAGAUGCUAACAUUGCCAAUGGUGGCAACCCAUGGCCAGUGAUACCUAACGGUAUACCCGGCAACGAUGCGGCGGGUGAAGUCGCCGCAGUGGGUGACAAAGUUACCUCCUUCAGGGUUGGAGACCGAGUCGCUCCAAUCACCGAUACAAAAUACCUGACAGCUCGCUCCGUCGGACGUUCAUGGCUUGCCGCCGAUGAGGACGGCGUGUUAGCCGACUACAUCGUGUUUGACGAGAUGACUGUAUGCAAGCUGCCGUCAUAUCUUCCCUGGGCAGCCGCGGCAACUAUACCAUGUGCAGGUGUCACAGCUUGGGCAGCUCUCAAGGGCAUGAUUAUUGGACAAACAGUGUUGAUACAAGGGACAGGUGGUGUGAGCGUCUUCGCCCUCAAGCUCGCUCGUACAGCUGGACUGCGCGUUAUCUUGUCCUCCUCAAGCGACAAAAAGCUCCGCCAAAUGCAGAAAGGUUAUCCUGACCUGCUCACUGUCAACUAUGCCACUAACAGGGAUUGGCACGAAGAAGUUCUGCAACAUACUGAUAGUGUAGGCGUUGAUAUUGUGAUUGAGAAUGGUGGCUCUUCAUCCCUGAUCCAGAGCCUAAGAUGUACUCGACGCGGCGGUAUCGUCAGCCAAGUCGGAUACCUCGGCGGAAAGGGCAAGGGAGAUGAACUUGCGGAGCUAGUACCGCUUCUGAUCGACAGAAGAAUACUGCUGAGAGGUAUCAAUUGCGGCUCUAAAGUCGACAUGGAAGAUUUGUGUAACGCGCUCUCGGCCAAUCGAACCCCUCUUGACGAUAUCAUCGAUAGAGUACAGCCAUUCGAGGAGGCUGAGGCGGCUAUACAAUACAUAUGGGAGGGAAAACAAAUUGGCAAAAUUGUGCUCGAUGUUUAAUUAUAAUUCAUGUCAGCAUAUGUACAGUCCAUCGCGAGCGUGGGGGGUGAAUACACUUUGGCAACCGGUAGGCUCAAAUAGAAUAAUUGAUAAAGACACGAAGAAUUGGCGUGUCUAAAUUCCGUGAUCAUACGGUUUUGUGGGA
Molecule: messenger RNA, 1575 nt
Organism: Truncatella angustata
Lineage: Eukaryota; Fungi; Ascomycota; Sordariomycetes; Amphisphaeriales; Sporocadaceae
Product: alcohol dehydrogenase
Exons: 3
Coding region: 387-1430 (347 amino acids)
Molecular function (GO): oxidoreductase activity
Source: RefSeq, a predicted model, not a curated record